Molecule: messenger RNA, 993 nt
Organism: Exophiala bonariae
Lineage: Eukaryota; Fungi; Ascomycota; Eurotiomycetes; Chaetothyriales; Herpotrichiellaceae
Exons: 1
Coding region: 1-993 (330 amino acids)
Biological process (GO): pantothenate biosynthetic process
Cellular component (GO): cytoplasm
Molecular function (GO): 2-dehydropantoate 2-reductase activity
Source: RefSeq, a predicted model, not a curated record
AUGACGUCCACGAACAUAUUGAUAUUCGGCGUUGGCAGUAUCGGGGCAGUGUAUCUCUACCAAUUACAACAGGCCGGGUGUAACGUGACCGCGGUGUGUCGGUCGAACUACCAAGCAGUGAAGGACGACGGCUUCACGCUCAAAAGUGUGCGAUUUGGCGAUCAGAGAUACAAACCCGGCCUUGUGGUACGCAGCGUGGCAGACUGUCCAUCAGACAAAAUCUACGAUUUCGUACUAGUCUGUGCCAAAUCAUUCCCAGGCAGCAAGCCCUCUUUAGCGGACAUGAUCAGACCGGUGAUGGUGGGCCGUCCACAGACCGCCAUCGUCCUCGCACAGAAUGGCAUCAACAUCGAGAAAGAGGUCGCUGAUGAGUUUCCGGAGAAUCCGAUUCUCAGCGGCGUAGUGUACCUGCCAGCCACUCAGACUGCACAAGGGACGAUCGAGUAUCCAGAAAUGCUCAAUCUUCUCGAGGUCGGCACGUAUCCAGCCGACGCACCGCGCUCGCAUAAAUCCGCCGCUACAAGGUUUGCAGACUUAUUGAUCAAAGGCGGGGGUGGAGCAGAGGUUCACGAAGACAUCCAGAUAGCUCGGUGGUCCAAAUUACUGAUGAACGGCCCUUGGAAUCCCAUUGGCGCGUUGACUCUGUGCACCGACGGUGAUUUCCUGUUGACUUCGACACCAUUCGCAUAUGACCUGGUGUGGGAGGUCAUGUUGGAGAUCAUCGCGCUCGCGGCCAAGGUUGGUAUUCCAGGCAUUGACGUGAAGGAAGCGGAGAAGAGGAUUAGUUUGUCAAAGAGGAGGGCGGAGACGGGAACUGGACGCGAGAUGAGUAUGCUACAGGAUGUCAAACAGGGCCGGUCGUUCGAGGUUGAGGCGAUCGUUGGAAAUGCUGUGCGGUUGGGUCGGGAUCACAGUGUUCCUAUGCCUCGUUUGGAAACUAUUUACGCCCUGCUGAAAGCAAGACAUUUUGCAUUAGAGAAAAAUGGGAAAUAG